CAGAAGGUGGGAUUGAAUAUAUUCUGUGCGGAUACCGAAGUUAAUUUCGAAAUGAGUUUCCACUACGGUCAGGGUCAUCAACAUCCACCCCCAGGCGCUCCAUACGGGGCCGCCUCUCCAGGUGGUCAGUAUGCUGGAGGGGCCGCCCCAGGAGGUCCCUACGGGGGAUAUGGGGCCCCAGGACAGGGGGGGCAGGCUGGACAGUUUGGCCCAGGGCCUAGGGGAGCACCAGGGGCCCCAUACGGAGGGUCCUAUGGUGGGGGGUAUGGAGGACAACCACAGGGAGGGCCCUAUGGACAGCAGUCUCCAGCAGGUAACAUACCACCAGGGGUGAACCCAGAAGCGUACCAGUGGUUCCAGACAGUCGACACAGACCAUAGCGGUUCCAUCACUCUAAAGGAACUGAAACAGGCUCUGGUAAACUCCAACUGGUCAGCCUUCAACGACGAGACCUGCCUUAUGAUGAUCAACAUGUUUGACAAGACCAAGUGUGGUCGUAUCGACCUGUUCGGGUUCUCAGCCCUGUGGGUCUUCAUGCAGCAGUGGAGACAGCUGUUCCAACAGUACGACCGCGACCGCUCCGGCUGCAUCAGUGGCACUGAGCUACACCAAGCCCUGUCCCAGAUGGGAUACAACCUGAGCCCCCAGUUCACUGAAACUAUAGCGGCCAAGUACUCUGUGAGGUCUGGGCGUCCUGGCUCAAUGCAGCUGGACUGUUUCAUCCAGGUCUGUACACAGCUACAGAGCAUGACGCAGGCCUUCAGGGAGAAAGACUCCGCCAUGACGGGAAACAUACGCAUGAGCUAUGAAGACUUCCUCUCCACCACCGUCAACAGACUCAUGUGAUGACAAAAAACACAACGGUAAUAUCCACCACGACCCACCAAUAUUAGGCAAGGUUAGCCAGAGUCCCAUUCUGUUUGUGCCAUCAUAUCAACUCCCUGUCACUCGUUGUCAAACUGUUUUGGAUGGAGAGUGGAAAGAAAUGGCUCUGAGCACCUUGGAUAAAAGAUGGCGUGGUGGAGACCAAAUGAGUCAAACUGGGGAUGGGGAAAGAGGGCAAAGGAGUGAUCACUCCCUCUCUCUGUAUCUAUGAAAUUAAAAUAAUGGGUGUUCGACUGCAGGGGACAAGCUAAGCUAUGAUGUUGUAUAAAAAUGAAAGCAAUAACCGCUGUAUGUAUGUACUGCUAACAUAUGUCAAAUACAGGGCUUGAUUUGCAUGGUUGAACUUGAUGUGCCAUUUUAAACCUUAUGUGUAGUGUCAAUCUCAUAGCGCCAGUUUCCUGAACCCAGAUUAAGCCUCAUCCUGGACUAUAAAGCACUUUCAACGGAGAUUCUCCAAUGAGCAUGUUUUUUAAGUCCAGGGAUAGACUUAAUCUGAGUCUGGGAAGCCAGCUCAAAGUGCAGCUGGGUAACAGAUGCAUACGUUGCAUGUAUGACACUCAGUUCGCUCGGACAAUGUGCCUAAUCAUUGUUAAGACGCCAAGUGUUUCUUAAAGACACCAAAGCCAGUUAACUGUGUAGCAUUACCAGUGUCGUUGUGGCCACAUCACUUCAGUGUUGAAAAGAAGAGAGAGAACCCUGCAGGUAGUUAUGAUGGUUAUGGCUGUUGAUAAUCACCAUUGCACUUUGCCUCCAGUUAUAUUUCAGCUAUAUUAUAUAUAUACUAUAUUGGUAUAGUUAAAUUCAGGACCAAUUUUCUUUCUGUCUAUCCUUUCAUUUGUGUACAUCAAAAUGUAUUGUUUAGUACCAUAACAUUUAACAUUUUAACACUUGAAGUUGUGUCCUAAUAAAUGUUUCUAAAUCAAAGUUUAUGGGUGGCGUAAGUUUAGCAGAUGUUAUAGCGGGUGCAGUGAAAUUCUUAUGUUUUCUAGCUUCUAACAAUGCAGUAAAAUGUCAAACAAGUACAAAAAUAAUACAGAAAUCAAGAAAUGUCGGAACUAAUCCAAUUAACAACCCAUAUAGCACUGUAGCAGUAAUCAAAUGUAAUCUAUACGUAUCUUCACUGGAUUAAUUUACAAGAUGCACUAAGAAUGAUAUGAACAGCAGUAGAUACACUAAACAAAAAUAUAAAGGCAACAUGUAAAGUGUUUGGUUUCAUGAGCUGAAAUAAAAGAUCCCAGAAAUG
Molecule: messenger RNA, 2128 nt
Organism: Coregonus clupeaformis (lake whitefish)
Lineage: Eukaryota; Metazoa; Chordata; Actinopteri; Salmoniformes; Salmonidae
Product: peflin
Exons: 5
Coding region: 52-846 (264 amino acids)
Biological process (GO): COPII vesicle coat assembly
Molecular function (GO): calcium ion binding
Source: RefSeq, a predicted model, not a curated record